Molecule: messenger RNA, 5258 nt
Organism: Hemicordylus capensis (graceful crag lizard)
Lineage: Eukaryota; Metazoa; Chordata; Lepidosauria; Squamata; Cordylidae
Gene: LRRC4C
Product: leucine rich repeat containing 4C
Exons: 6
Coding region: 2658-4568 (636 amino acids)
Biological process (GO): synaptic membrane adhesion; regulation of axonogenesis; modulation of chemical synaptic transmission
Cellular component (GO): postsynaptic density membrane; glutamatergic synapse; plasma membrane
Molecular function (GO): cell-cell adhesion mediator activity
Source: RefSeq, a predicted model, not a curated record
GGGAUUAAAAAGAGAGAGGGAGAGAAGGAAAGAAGGGGGGAGAAGGAAAGAGUGUAGUAGAAAAACUGGCCGGAGGCCCUCUGCAAAUCCCGAGGUGUCAUUGCAUAGAGGGAAAGAGAGCAAGAGCUGCUCAGCAGCAGCAGCUGCCUGAAACUGGAUUUCUUAUUUAUUUAUUUCCCCCCCGCCCCAAGCGGGAGGGAGAGUUCAAGCUGAAGCUGAUGGCAGGGAGGAAAAGGUUGCUGCUGCACGGAGGGCUGUGCAUUUCUGGGACGAAAUUAAGGGCUGAGAGGAGCCGCUGCUGAUCUCCUAGCAAUGUGCCAACGCGGAGGGGAGGGGAUCUGACAUGUGGUGGAAGAAGACGGGAGCCCGAGCGCCGCUGUGCAGGAGGGGAUCCAACUUGUAGAUCUGAAGCAGACCAGGCUCAGAUCGUAAAAGGAGGCUGGAGCGGCUGCGAAAGCCAGAGGGAACGAGAGGCGCAGAAUACCCCCCGCCCCCAAUCCUGUUCCCAUUCUCCCCCCAUCAUCACCACCACCCCCCUCCACUUUAUAUGUAUAUUUAAGGGUUAUUCCCCCCCCCCUUAAUCCCUUCCUGAUCCAAAGAACAAGUUUAUCAGUAUCCGCGCUCCUGAAGGCUCCCUGCAAAGAUGGAGAGGAAGCCAAAAUGAAGAGGAGGGGGAAGCCCCCGGGCUGGUGAAAUUCACAGCGAACCGAGAGCGGUGUGCCCCAUCCGGGAGAGUGAGCAUCGGGAGGAUUCGGGAAGACCAAAAAAAAAAAAAAAAAAAAGCAAGAAUUGCGGGGAGCAAAUGGAGAGGGGUAUUAAAGCCACCCACUCCAAGUGUUUAAAAAAUGAUGGAUUGGUUCUUGACAGCUGGUGGGAAUCUUGAUUUUUUUCCCCUCCCCUUUCCCCCUCCUCUCUCCGCCACCCCAGCUUGCCGCCGCCACCGCCACCAUCAGCAUCUCUUUGCAUCUGAUGUGAGGUUCUGAAAAAUGCAGAGGAGUUGGAGGGAAGGCAAAAGGAUAUAACGUGGAGUUUGGCGAAGAGAAGACGGCGGCGCUUCGGAUUGCUGGCUGAAAUCAAAAAUCCGAUUGCGCACUGGGUUGUGAUUGGAAAUCUAAUCAGAUCCUUGAAUCGGAGCGGGGGGGGGAGUGGAAGCGCUGCGGGGGGAGUCCGAAAGUUGGUGGUUCGGGGAAAAUAAUUCCAACCGUGAAAGGCAACACCUUGUUGGAGGGAGGAGGGCGGGGGGAGAGAAGAGGCUAGAGACUAUGGGAACCCCCGAUCUAACGGGGAAGCACAUGGAAUGGAUAACUGAUAGUGCAGCAGCAGAGAAAGGAGAGAAUCGCCUGGCAAGAGCUGGAUCUUAGCAGACAUAACAACAAUUGCACUUAAGAAAUCCUGUCGUUUCAGACAGACGGGCUGGCGGUGGCGGUGGUUGGAAAAAUAAUAAUAAUAAUAAGCAAACCCCUUGAUUCCCUCUGGGGGGAAUUCAAAGGCGGUUAAGCAUUGCAGAGCGGGGUAGAGAAUCCACAGCAUCUCCCGAGAAGAUCCAGGCUGGAAUGAAAAGUUUCUCAACGGAGAAAGACUCUCUCCUUGCAGUGCUGCUGGGGGAUUUGUCCUUUUUAAUCUGUUCUUCUUCGUCGUCUUCAAAGCUCUCCCCUUUGGCCUCAAUGAAGAAAGAAGGUGAUACAUCCAGGAACGUUUGAAGAAGCAGCUACGUCCUUUAAAUCGGUAAAGACCAAAGGCAAGGAGAAAUAAGUACCACGUAGAGGUGGGGGGGGGAGUAGGGGGAAACCGACAGGAUUGGUGUGGAUUGGAUUGGAGCCCGUCUGGAAUGAACUAGAUGGAAAAUUGCAGAUGGAUAUUUAAUUUCCUUUCCUUUUUUCCCGCCGGACAAAUUGGAUUUGUUGCUGAAAUGAUGUAGUUUUGCCUUCGAGAAAAUUUCUUUUUCUUGUUUUUUUGCCCUCGCCUUGGAAUUUCGUUCUGGAUAUUCUUCUUCUGAGCGGUUUGAAAUACAAACCUUUACAGGGAUUCUACCGAAGGACACCCACCCACCCGAAAUCUCAACUUCACUGGCGCUGUAAUUAGAAGCACUAAAUGCAGGUUCACGCUGAGGGCACAUCAGGAGAACAAAUAAUUAGUGGAUAAUUGGAGAGAGUUCCAAUGCAACUCCCUACAUUGAGAAACCAAACAACUAUUCAGCAUUCACAGAGGCAAGAAUGUACCCCCUACCAGUGCCAUGAAGACCACAAAUGAGCCUUCAGGGGCAGUGGCUGCUGAAUAAUGGGAAACCAGCUGUUCCUGUGUGGAGUUGCCAUCCUUUACUACUUGGGUUCCCAUGCUUCUCAGAAAUGUAUUGCAGACAGGGAUCAUAACAGGUGCAGCAGUGCCCAGUAUGGGAUGCCGAAAGCCAGACCUGUUAUCCUGCUUUCUGUCAUGCAGCUGUCAGAGGUUGAUACUAUGAAGAAAGACUGGCAGUUUGUAACAAGAGAGUUGGCUUCAAUCUUACUAGCCUCAAGAAAGAAUUCUUUUUUGUGUGGGAUCCAAGCGGAUAGUGUGACCUCCAGAUUGCCUGCUUUAUUGGCCAGAAAGUGAGGACAGAAGAUGGACUAAGUAUUCUGAUUAUUGAAACUCCUGAAGGACCAACACCAAAUAAAUUAUGAAUGUUGAACAAGAUGACCUUACAUCCACAGCAGAUAAUGAUAGGUCCUAGGUUUAACAGGGCCCUAUUUGACCCCUUGCUUGUGGUGCUGCUGGCUCUUCAACUUCUCGUGGUGGCUGGUUUGGUUAGAGCUCAAACUUGCCCUUCUGUCUGUUCCUGCAGCAAUCAGUUCACCAAAGUAAUUUGUGUGAGGAAGAAUCUGAGAGAGGUCCCUGAUGCCAUCUCCACCAAUACACGGUUAUUGAAUCUCCAUGAGAACCAGAUCCAAAUAAUUAAAGUGAAUAGCUUCAAACACUUGAGGCAUCUAGAAGUCUUGCAGCUGAGCAGGAAUCACAUUAGAACAAUUGAAAUAGGGGCCUUCAAUGGUCUGGCUAAUCUCAACACUUUGGAACUCUUUGACAAUCGUCUUAGCACCAUUCCUAAUGGAGCUUUUGGGUACUUGUCAAAACUGAAGGAGCUCUGGUUGCGAAACAACCCCAUUGAAAGUAUCCCUUCUUAUGCGUUUAACAGAAUCCCCUCCCUGCGAAGGUUGGAUUUGGGGGAAUUAAAAAGGCUUUCAUAUAUCUCAGAAGGUGCCUUUGAAGGCCUGUCCAAUUUGAGGUAUUUGAACCUUGCUAUGUGCAACCUUCGAGAGAUCCCUAACCUCACACCACUUGUGAAAUUGGAUGAGCUAGAUCUUUCUGGGAACCACUUAACUGCUAUCAAGCCAGGGUCCUUUCAAGGAUUAAUGCACCUUCAAAAACUGUGGCUGAUCCAAUCCCAGAUUCAAGUGAUUGAAAGGAAUGCCUUUGAUAACCUCCAGUCACUAGUAGAGAUCAACCUGGCCCACAACAAUCUAACACUACUGCCUCAUGACCUUUUCACACCUCUCCGUCUAGAAAGAAUCCACCUGCAUCACAACCCUUGGAACUGCAACUGUGACAUCUUGUGGCUCAGCUGGUGGAUUAAAGAUAAAGCACCCUCCAACACUGCAUGCUGUGCCCGUUGCAACACUCCUCCUAGCUUGAAAGGAAGGUACAUCGGUGAGCUGGACCUGAAUUACUUCACGUGCUACGCUCCUGUGAUUGUGGAGCCACCAACAGACCUCAACGUCACUGAAGGCAUGGCUGCGGAGCUGAAAUGUCGAGCAUCAACAUCUCUGACCUCUAUAUCUUGGAUUACUCCAAAUGGGUCUGUAAUAACACAUGGGGCUUAUAGGGUUCGGAUUUCUGUGCUCAGUGAUGGCACAUUAAAUUUUACGAGGGUGACCGUACAAGACACAGGCUUGUAUACAUGCUUGGUGAGUAACUCUGUUGGGAAUACCACAGCUUCUGCAACACUCAAUGUAACCGCACAGGAGUGUAUUACUUAUUUUUCAACCAUCACAGUAGAAACUGUGGAACCUUCUCAGGAUGAGCCGCGGACCACAGAGCAGGUUUGGCCCACACCAGUCACUGAAUGGAGCACGACCAAUGCAACAACCUCUCUCACACCACAGAGCACAAGGUCAACAGAAAAAACAUUCACCAUUCCUGUGACGGAUUCAAUCAAUGGGAUUCCAGGAAUAGAUGAGGUUAUGAAGACUACCAAAAUCAUAAUUGGUUGUUUUGUGGCAAUCACUCUCAUGGCAGCAGUGAUGUUGGUCAUUUUCUACAAAAUGAGAAAACAACAUCAUCGGCAAAACCAUCAUGCUCCAACACGAACUGUGGAGAUCAUUAAUGUGGAUGAUGAGCUUACAGGUGACACACCCAUAGAAAGUCAUUUGCCCAUGCCAGCAAUAGAGCAUGAGCACCUAAAUCAUUAUAACUCUUAUAAGUCUCCUUUCAACCACACAACAACAGUUAACACAAUAAAUUCAAUACACAGUUCAGUGCAUGAACCAUUAUUGAUCCGAAUGAACUCAAAAGACAAUGUGCAAGAGACUCAGAUCUAAAACAUUUACAAAUUUAAGGGGAAAUUUAAAACAAAAAGACGGUUUAUUAAAAAAAAUGACACAAAUGACUGGGCUAAAUCUACUGUUUCAAAAAAGUGUCUUUACAAAAAAAGAAAUUUAUUUAUUAAAAAUUCUAUUGUGAGCGAAAGCAGGCAAAAUUAUGUGUAUUCCUCAGAACCUCUUUUUGCUGCACUUAUUUUCCCUACUUCUUCCCCUUCCCCUUUCUUCUUCUCCUGUCCUAACCCCAUUUGCCAUAUUUUUCAUAGAACAACUUGAUUCUCUAAAGAACUGGUCUAGGAAAUUUUGUAAGAAUUCUGUUAACGCUUUGGGAAUUUUUAUGGUGAAUUCUAGUGGUGAGAUUCGGUCUAUUUUGUCUUUUUUCAUUUCAUUUUCUUCUCAUGCCCUUUUUGAAAUGGUUCAACAGGGAAAAAUGGAUGUUAGCAGUAGCUUCAUGAGAACAAUCAAGGAAAAAAACAACUCUUUUCUUUUUAAAAUUUUUCACAUAACCACCUGUUCUGUAUUUCCUGAAAGGACCAUGCUGUGGAAGAAGAAAAAACAAAUCCAAGAAAUUAAUUUUCAUGUCAGCAUCUAUAAAACCCAUGAUCUUUUAAACAAUUCUAGAACCAGGAUUUGUAGUUCAAACACUAAAAUAAGAUUAUAAAUAAAAUAUUGUUGGGUUUUUUUUCUGUA